This is a messenger RNA of Panicum virgatum (switchgrass), 1651 nucleotides long. RefSeq names its product ammonium transporter 2 member 3. NCBI's taxonomy places the organism in Eukaryota, Viridiplantae, Streptophyta, Magnoliopsida, Poales, Poaceae. The record is from RefSeq and is a predicted model, not a curated record. Gene Ontology annotation, molecular function: ammonium channel activity. The transcript has 3 exons. Gene Ontology annotation, cellular component: plasma membrane. Gene Ontology annotation, biological process: ammonium transmembrane transport. Bases 84 to 1556 code for a protein of 490 amino acids.
CGCGGUGCAACACACCUCCGUCGCGCCGCGGCUCGCCGCAGAGUUUCAUCGGCCGUCAUCGUGUCGUGCGCCGGCAACCGGAAAUGGCCUACGCGGCCGACCUCCCGGCGGUGCCGGCGUGGCUGAACAAGGGCGACAACGCGUGGCAGCUGACGGCGGCGACGUUCGUGGGCAUCCAGUCCAUGCCGGGGCUGGUCGUGCUCUACGGCAGCAUCGUCAAGAAGAAGUGGGCCGUCAACUCCGCCUUCAUGGCGCUGUACGCGUACGCGUCCACGCUCAUCGUCUGGGUGCUCGUCGGCUUCCGCAUGGCGUUCGGCGACCGCCUGCUCCCGUUCUGGGGGAAGGCCGGCCCGGCGCUGGCGGAGGGCUUCCUCGUCGCGCGCGCGUCGUUCCCGGCCACGGCGCGCCGCGGCGCGGGCGGGGCGCUCGCGGCGCCGCGCACGGAGCCCUACUACCCGGAGGCGACGCUGGUGCUGUUCGAGUUCGAGAUGGCCGCCAUCACGCUGGUGCUGCUCGCCGGGUCGCUCCUCGGGCGCAUGAACAUCCGGGCGUGGAUGGCCUUCACCCCGCUGUGGCUGCUCCUCUCCUACACCAUCUGCGCCUUCAGCCUCUGGGGCGGCGGCUUCCUCUACCACUGGGGCGUCAUCGACUACUCCGGCGGAUACGUCGUCCACCUCUCCUCCGGCGUCGCCGGCUUCACCGCCGCCUACUGGGUGGGCCCGAGGCUGAAGAGCGACAGGGAGAGGUUCGCGCCGAACAACAUCCUGCUCAUGAUCGCCGGCGGCGGGCUGCUGUGGCUGGGAUGGGCCGGGUUCAACGGCGGCGCGCCCUACGCCCCCAACAUCACGGCGUCCGUGGCCGUGCUCAACACCAAUGUCAGCGCCGCGACGAGCCUCCUCACCUGGACCUGCCUCGACGUCAUCUUCUUCGGCAAGCCCUCGGUGAUCGGCGCCGUGCAGGGCAUGAUGACCGGGCUUGUCUGCGUCACCGCCGGUGCAGGGCUGGUACACACAUGGGCGGCCAUACUGAUGGGCGUCUGCGCCGGCAGCGUGCCGUGGGUCACCAUGAUGAUCCUCCACAAGAGGUCCGCCCUGCUCCAGAAGGUGGACGACACGCUCGCCGUGUUCCACACGCACGCCGUCGCGGGGCUCCUCGGCGGCGUCCUCACGGGCCUCCUCGCCACACCGGACCUCAUGGCCCUCCACUCGCACGUCCCGGGCGCGCGCGGCGCCUUCUACGGCGGCGGCGUCGCGCAGGUGGGCAAGCAGCUAGGCGGCGCGCUCUUCGUCGUCGCCUGGAACGUCGUGGUCACCACGGGCAUCAUCCUGGGCGUCGGCCUCGUCGUCCCGCUGCGCAUGCCCGACGAGCAGCUCAGGAUCGGCGACGACGCCGCGCACGGGGAGGAGGCCUACGCGCUCUGGGGCGACGGCGAGAGGUUCGACGUGACACGCAAUGAGGCGGCAAGAAUCGGCGGUUGGAGCAACGGCGUCCUGGAGGAAACGGUCGACCACCGGCUGGCCGGCAUGGGAGCCAGAGGCGUCACCAUACAGCUGUAGUAGAUUAGCAGAACGGGUGAGUUUAACUGCUUUGCUGAACUGGAUGCGACCAUUUUGUCGCAAGAACUCAAAUUUGAAGGAUAACAAAAUGUAAC